This is a messenger RNA of Oreochromis niloticus (Nile tilapia), 909 nucleotides long. RefSeq names its product THAP domain-containing protein 2-like. Gene Ontology annotation, cellular component: nucleus. Gene Ontology annotation, biological process: regulation of transcription by RNA polymerase II. Gene Ontology annotation, molecular function: DNA-binding transcription factor activity; RNA polymerase II cis-regulatory region sequence-specific DNA binding. NCBI's taxonomy places the organism in Eukaryota, Metazoa, Chordata, Actinopteri, Cichliformes, Cichlidae. The record is from RefSeq and is a predicted model, not a curated record. The coding region runs from base 102 to 842 and encodes 246 amino acids. The transcript has 3 exons.
GCACUAGGGCAUGUGACGUAUUUCCGUUUCCAAAUACUACCGCUUGGACGUUUCCGGUAUGUUUGUUUAUCUAUCGGUAGCUAUGCUAAUGUCACUUCAGAAUGAGUAUAAAAAGGAAAGUAUUUCAAACAGAACAUUUUCAAAAACAGGAGAAGAAAUACUCUGAGCAUUGCUGUGUCCCACUUUGUUCGGCUUCAGCCAAAUUUAACGGCAUACUAAAUUUUCAUGGCUUUCCGACCCAUUCCGACUUGAGAAGACAAUGGCUGGUAAACAUACGCCGGGAUAAUUUCACGAUUACCUCUCACACCAGGGUCUGCAGCAGACACUUUGCCAGUGAUCAACUCAUAGAGCCAACAACCCUUGAUGGUCGAAGGCGGCUUAUUAAAGGUGCUGUACCAACACUUUUUGAGUGGAAUGGCUUUAAAGGUGAACCACCGCGGCGUAGUGUUUGGGAGAGAACGGAGCAAUGCCUUGAACUAGUUCCUGCUGACGAUCAAGAAGAGCACAGUCUUACAAGAGAUCAUGACUACUGCUCAGUCCCUGAGCCGUCUGCAUUGGACAUAUCUGCAUCAGCUGCAGAAGACCUGUCCAAAGACGUGGAGACUCUGAGGAAGGAAAUACAGGAGUUACGUGUCCAGCGAGAAUUUGGGUUACAGCGUUUUGCUGGCUCCGACACUGACAUCCGAUUCUAUACCAGAUUUCCAAGCUAUGAUCAUUUGAUGGCAUUUUGGUUUUUGAUUGAGCCUUGCAUCUAUAAAAUGAUCCGGGUUUCAAGAGCCAAGUCAGCUGCCAAUAGGAACGAAGAAGUGUUGACACCUGCACGCACAUCAACGUUGGUUUGAAGGAGAGGGACCUGGCACACCGAUUUAACAUACACCAGUCCACAGUGAGCCGCAUUAUUGCAACAUG